AGAAUCUUCAGGGAAUUCUACAGAAAAACCUUCUUAUUGCCUAAUUAACAGCUAAUUUAUUCAUUUGCAUAAUGGACAAAGACGGGCUUCUGCUUAGAAUGGGACUGAAUGAUAACAAAGCAGGAAUGGAAGGAUUAGAUAAACAGAAAAUAAAUAAAAUUAUCAUGGAAGCCAGUAAGGGAUCUAGAUUUUAUGAAAAUGAGCUCAAAAAGGAAAAACAAGUAAACCAACGAAUUGAAAAUAUGCUGCAGCAAAAAUCUCAAAUUACCACAAAGCAGCUCUGGAAAGCACAAUUACAGGUUGACAAAUUUGCAAUGGAAUUGGAACAUAGCCGUGACCUGCACUGUACAAUUAUACACAUUGACAUGGAUGCUUUUUAUGCAGCUGUGGAAAUGAGAGACAAUCCAGAACUGAGGGAUAAACCUAUUGCAGUAGGAUCAAUGAGUAUGCUGUCUACUUCAAAUUAUCAUGCAAGAAGGUUUGGAGUACGGGCAGCUAUGCCUGGAUUUAUUGCCAAGAGACUCUGCCCACAAUUAACCAUAGUGGCCCCAAAUUUUGACAAAUAUCGAAAAGUGAGCAAAGAGGUUAGGGAAAUUCUUGCUGAUUAUGACCCCAAUUUUAUGGCUAUGAGCCUUGAUGAAGCCUACCUGAAUAUAACAAAGCACUUAGAGGAAAGACAAAACUGGCCUGAGGAUAAAAGAAGAUAUUUCAUUAAAACAGGAAACCCUACAGAAAAUGAUAAAACAGAAGCUGUUGGAUCAAGGGCAUCAGAGUUAAAUGAAGCUACCUUAUCCAUCUCUCCUUUGCUCUUUGAAGAUAGCCCCCCUCAGCUACAGAAACCAGAGCCAGAAAUUCCUUCCCAGGCACAUUUUGAAGAACAGAGAGAUCCUCAAGGCCUCCAAAAUUCAGUUAUUUUUGGAACUUCUGCUGAGGAAGUAGUAAAGGAAAUUAGGUUUAGAAUCAAACAAAAAACAUCGCUGACAGCCAGCGCAGGCAUUGCUCCAAAUACAGUGUUGGCAAAAGUGUGCAGUGAUAAAAAUAAACCAAAUGGACAAUACCAAAUUCCCCCUACCAGACAAGCUGUGAUGGACUUCAUCAAGGAUUUACCCAUUAGAAAGGUUCCAGGAAUAGGGAAAGUAACAGAGAAAAUGUUAAAAGCACUUGGAAUUAUCACUUGCUCAGACCUUUACCAGAAGAGGGCCCUACUUUCUCUUCUUUUUUCUGAAACGUCUUGGCAUAGCUUCCUUCAUAUUUCCCUUGGUCUGGGUUCAACACAAAUGGAAAGGGAUGGAGAGAGGAAAAGUAUGAGCAUUGAAAGAACAUUCACUGAGAUAAGUAAAGCAGAAGAACUGUAUAGCUUGUGCCAAGAACUUUGUAGUGAUUUAGCUCAGGAUCUACAAAAAGAAGGACUUAAGGGCAAAACAGUUACUAUUAAGCUGAAGAAUGUAAAUUUUGAAGUGAAAACCCGAGCAUCUACCGUAGCAGCUGUUGUUUCUACUGCAGAAGAAAUAUUUGCUAUUGCUAAGGAACUGCUAAAAGCAGAAAUUGAUGCUGAUUAUCCACGGCCCUUAAGACUAAGACUUAUGGGUGUACGGAUAUCAGGCUUUGCCAAUGAAGAAGACCCAAAGAACCGACAAAGAAGCAUAAUUGGCUUCUUAAAAACUGGAGGCCACACCCUAGAUACAAUUGGGUCUGUGCUGGAGAAAAAUGACCAAGAUCAAGUUGUAAAGCCUCCUGAAGCAUCUCACAAGGAGAGUUUCUUCACUAAAAAGCGGUCAGAAAUGAGUUUGAACCACCAAGUCACCUUUAAAUGUGAGCCUGAGACUAAACAAGACUUUCAAGUUUCACAGCCACCUAGUCUUUCAAAGGAAGAAAUAAAUGAAAAUUUAGCAACAUCAGAAAAUGUAGAUGAAUGUCAGGUCUUUACCUGUCCUAUUUGUUUUAUGGAACAAGAAAAGAUCUGCCUGGAAGCACUUAACAGACAUGUGGAUGAAUGUCUCAGUAGGACUCUGAUAGACUGUGAUCCCAAAAUGGUUGCUGUCCCACAAUCUCAGUCUCUUUGUUCAGAAGUAAAUCCAGAUUUAAAAACCCAGAAGACUACAGAAAGCCCUUUAGUAGAUUUUGUGCCUUCUAUAAGUGUAGAUGUGCUUUCUAAAGGACAUCAUACAGCAGCUUUAAGCACAAUAGCAGGGAAUGAACAAAACCAAAAACAGUACUCUAACCUUUGGAGCAGCUCUCAUCUUGAUGAAUAUUUUUAUCAGAAUCCUCCCCAUGAAAAUGAAGAAUCUGAUGGCACAUCUUCAGGUGGACGAAAAGCCCUCCAGACCAAUUUGUCACGAGAUAAAUAUACAUUGGUGUGUCCCGUUUGUAACUUAGAGCAAGAGACUUCUGAUCUGAUGCUGUUCAAUAGUCAUGUGGAUAUUUGCUUAAAUAAAGGCCUUAUCAAGGAACUAAGGGAGGACAAUGUUAAUCUAGUUAUGAGUUGCCCAACAGAAAGUUAUAAAAGUACUGUAGGGAGCUCUGACAAAAUGCCGAGGACUACGAAUAACAUGGCAAAAACGAAAAGGCCAGGAUUGAUGACCCAUAAUUCAACAUCAAAGAAAACCAAACCAAACAAUUCCAAAUACACCAUCGAUACCUUCUUUAAAUGA
This is a messenger RNA of Gracilinanus agilis (Agile Gracile Mouse Opossum), 2651 nucleotides long. RefSeq names its product DNA polymerase kappa (gene POLK). Gene Ontology annotation, biological process: error-prone translesion synthesis. NCBI's taxonomy places the organism in Eukaryota, Metazoa, Chordata, Mammalia, Didelphimorphia, Didelphidae. Gene Ontology annotation, molecular function: damaged DNA binding; DNA-directed DNA polymerase activity. The transcript is spliced from 15 exons. The coding region runs from base 72 to 2651 and encodes 859 amino acids. The record is from RefSeq and is a predicted model, not a curated record. Gene Ontology annotation, cellular component: nucleus.